Cimex lectularius (bed bug) is the source of this 780-nucleotide messenger RNA. RefSeq lists its product as uncharacterized. The record is from RefSeq and is a predicted model, not a curated record. NCBI's taxonomy places the organism in Eukaryota, Metazoa, Arthropoda, Insecta, Hemiptera, Cimicidae. Gene Ontology annotation, cellular component: membrane. Bases 402 to 731 code for a protein of 109 amino acids. Gene Ontology annotation, biological process: sensory perception of taste. The transcript has 5 exons.
UGACCCCCCAGGGCUAAUUUUGCCGAUUCCGAAAGCUUUCACCGCUUCGGCGUUAUUUAUAUUGUAAAUAUUAACCCGUGAGCGGGCCUCACGAUUUCAAAAAUUAAUGAUUCACGAUCGCGCCCAUAACGCCCGGGGUAACGCCGUUCGAACGUGCCAAAAAGGAAAACGAUACCGAGGACUCGAUAUUGGAUAGAAAAUGAGCCAAAUUCACGCUCCAUUUUCCCCCCUUUCCUGGACGUUGGUCAAGAAGAUUGGGAAAACCUCUUUCGAAAUGGUAGCUGCAUCUGGCCGACUGUGAACGUUAAAUCGCAUCGGUGAUAAACACAUAUUUGCAUCCUUGCUCUGAAAAUGCUGAUAUUACCAGCCUGGCUGCUGGAAAAGUGAAAUCUUUGGCCGAGAUGAAAACAGGACGGUGCAAAGGCACCUGCUCGAAAAAAGCAGACAUGGAGAAGACAUGGGAGAUGCUUUCGAACCGCGACUCCUUCUUGAAGGUGCUCGACGACGUCGAUGAGGUUGAGUCAUGUAACAAGCAAAUCGGCUUGCAGUUGAUCACUAGAAAGUCGACACUGGGAAAAUUAUCAAACCUGUUUUCACUCCACUUCAGCAAGAAGGACAGGGUGACUUUCGACGCUUGCGCCUUGUUCAAAGUUGACUAUCCACUGCUGCAUGCUAUGUUAACCGGAAGUUGGGCUUAUUUGACGAUAUUGUUGCAAAUGAAAAAAAGUUAAAAAAUGAUAGAAAUCAAAUUAAAAAGUGGCAUAAAAUGAAAUGGGAACA